CGUUGUCUGAGACACCAAGGACCGAACACAAAACGAAAAUGCUGUGCUUCAUUGCUCUCACCUGUGUGGUUGCCAGUGCAUUGGCAGGUUCUUCAUCGUACCCCACAUAUCCAACCACCGACUACUACGGGGGAUGUGGACAAUGGGGAUGUUCUUACGGUGUCCAAUCACAGGGUCCCUAUGGAGGCUAUGGUGGACUCCUUAGCACUGGAGGAAGUGGAGUGAGCACUGGUGUUGUCGGCACUGGAGGAUUUAACACAGGAUUGUUCGGUCUUGGAGGUGGAUCAGCUGCCGCCAGCGCCGCUGCUGCAGGAAAUUCCGCCGCUGCUUCCGCCGCUGCCGCUGCUGGUCAGAAUGCUGCUGCUGCUUCCGCUGCUGCUGCUGCUGGUGGAAGCGCUGCCGCUUCUGCCGCCGCCGCCGCUGGACUGGGAUGGAACCAAUUCUAUAACUCCGGACCAUACAACCAGUAUUCUGGAUCUUACUACCCAGGACAAUUCUACAACACCGGCUCCUACAAUGUCUACCCAGGAUCCUACUACCCUCAACAAUACUACCCCAGACCAACUUACUACCAGAACCAAUACCAACUCCAAUACCCCGGAUUUGGAGGUGGAGCUGCUGCCGCCUCAGCCGCCGCUUCUGGAUCGAGCGCCGCUGCUUCUGCCGCCGCAUCCUCAGGUCUCCGUGGAUUUAACGGACUCGGUGGAUUUAACGGACUCGGUGGAGUGAACGGUGGUGUCAUCGUUGGUGGCGGAUCUAGAGGUGUUUUUGGAGGCAGGAGAUCCAGAAAGGUAAGCGAGGACACCCAUAGUCGUUAAAUUUUCAGUGAAAGAUUCAUAGAUAAUGAUUAAACAAACAGGGAAAAUGUAUCAUACUUUCAGUGUGGGUAUUAGUAAAAUAAAGUAAUAGAUUUACCACGUUUAAUUUCGUGCAGACAAAAUAAAUACAGUGACUAUAUAUUGGGUAAAUCUUUUUCAGGUGUACUAAAUGGAUGACAACGACAUGACGAUUGUAUGUGGUGUGUAAUGAUUGCGUUCUAUGAAAUAAAAUUUUUAUUUUUGCAUUAUA
This is a messenger RNA of Ostrea edulis (European flat oyster), 1068 nucleotides long. RefSeq names its product spidroin-1-like. The transcript has 2 exons. Bases 39 to 818 code for a protein of 259 amino acids. NCBI's taxonomy places the organism in Eukaryota, Metazoa, Mollusca, Bivalvia, Ostreida, Ostreidae. The record is from RefSeq and is a predicted model, not a curated record.